Molecule: messenger RNA, 381 nt
Organism: Aspergillus lentulus
Lineage: Eukaryota; Fungi; Ascomycota; Eurotiomycetes; Eurotiales; Aspergillaceae
Source: RefSeq, a predicted model, not a curated record
AUGUCCAACCAAAACGACCCCUCCGCCCCCCAUCUCAUACCAGUCGACGACUGCCUAACCUACGAAACAGGAUACCGCCCCAACCUCCCUGGCCAACGCACCUGGUGGGUCUUCUGCCCCAUCACCGGCCUCUUCAACAGCAGCUACGCCCUCCUCGGCGCGAUGAUCGAGUGCGUCGCGCGCGGUCAAGCCACAUUGACACCGAACUGGGACCGCACAUUCGCGGGAGGCAUCUGGUAUGAUUUUGAUUGCGGGGCUGAUGUUUUGGAUGGGCAGGUGCUGAUGGAUAUGGCUGUUAGGGAUAUGCAGAGGCGGAUUGAGAGGUAUAUGGCUACAAGUGACGGGCAGGCGGGGUGUAAGCCUGCGCUUGGGUUUCGGUAG